CGUCAUUUUAUUACGUCAAAAUUUAAUAUGUCAAAAAUUACACUGUCAAGUGUCACAAUCUUCGGAAGUCGAUGUUCUUCCAUCGAUGUUGUUUUUUAAUAAGAGAUGACGUAUCCGCGCCAGCCUUUGAUUCGCCAAGAUCUGCAAUGAGUAAAUCAUCGAUAUCGUGCGUGGAUGUACACGAAUUUCUCGACAAAGAAGUGGUUUUUAUUAAAAAAGGUCCCGCGGUAUGGUACGAUCCUGAAGACGAACAAAGUGGUUGUGAGGAAGAAUCUACUUGGCAUGUUAUCGCGAGUGGAUCCUCCACGAAUAAAAAUGAUAAUAGGAUAUCUUCAGGAUCGUGUUGUACGCGUAGUAGCAGUACUGAAGAUCCCAAUAAAAUCCCCGCCGUAGAAAAAGGAAAACGGUGUUUAUCGCAUAAAAAUAAAUCGUCGACGUAUUUGUUUACACCUCCACAAACAGUUUCAGCGUGUUCAAUCGCAACUAGCAGGAUUUUGGAUUGGGUGAUGACUUGCUGUUGGAAGUGUUCUCCGGGAUGCCAACAAUUGCCUGCAUUGAAUGUUUGAAUUAAUUUUAUCACUUUUUAUAUUAUUUUAUAGUCAAGAAUUAUAAUUUUUGUUAAUUUAAGUCAAUGUAGUUUGUGCUAUAAUUUAAUUGGAGAUCACUAUAUUAAUAUGUAACACACCACAAAGUGUACUUAAAUCCUCGUUUUAUAACAAUUUCAAUUCGUUUAAUUACUUCGUCAACAUCAAUUGUGUAAUAUUUUA
Molecule: messenger RNA, 767 nt
Organism: Onthophagus taurus
Lineage: Eukaryota; Metazoa; Arthropoda; Insecta; Coleoptera; Scarabaeidae
Source: RefSeq, a predicted model, not a curated record